Elaeis guineensis (African oil palm) is the source of this 1242-nucleotide messenger RNA. RefSeq names its product probable BOI-related E3 ubiquitin-protein ligase 3. Gene Ontology annotation, molecular function: ubiquitin-protein transferase activity. The record is from RefSeq and is a predicted model, not a curated record. NCBI's taxonomy places the organism in Eukaryota, Viridiplantae, Streptophyta, Magnoliopsida, Arecales, Arecaceae.
GUGAGGGCUGUGGUUGCUUCCGAAUCUGCUCGCCCUGUGGGCUUAUUUAGAAGAGCAUAGGUAAGAGCGCUGUAAUGGCCGUGCAAGCGCAGAACCGCUCCAGCGACUUCGCUCCGGAUUUCCGCGGCAGAGAUAGGGACUUCCUCGCCGUAAUCACUCCGAGUAGUGCCCUCCUUGUAGCCCACGUCCAUCUUGGAGAGAAGCAGAAGAUAUUGAUUAAUGGAGAUGCAGGGAUCAGCGACCCGGAGAGCGAGCUGACAUGCAAUGCUUCUGGAUCGAGGAAGAGGAGUCGAGACGACGGCGAAGUCAUGGUUCUCCCCCAUGCCGGUCACUGGAACAAUCACCACCCGCAGCAGCACCAUAUCUCUCACGGGAUGCAAUUUGCCCCAGUGAUCAACCCCAAGUAUGCCGGGUUGCACCUGUCCUACGAACAGAGCCGCCUGCAGGGGUCCGCCGGCACGUCCACCAGCGGCCGGCCGCCGGCCAUCUCCCCUCUCGUCCAAGACCUCGUCUCUCAUCUCUACCACCAGAGCCUCGAGAUCGACGCCCUCAUCGGAUUCCAGAGCGAGAAAUUUCGUUCGGGAUUGGAGGAGGCGCAGAAGAGGCAUUGCCGGGCCCUUCUCUUGAUCCUGGAGCAGAGGGCGGAGAAGAGGCUUAAAGAAAAAGAAGCGGAGCUAGAGAGCGUGGGCUGGAGGAACGCGGAGCUGGAGGAGAAGGCGAGGCAGGUCCAGGCGGAGAGCCAGAUGUGGUUCAACAUGGCCAAGAACAACGAGGCCAUCGCCGCCAGCCUGAGGGCCACCCUGGAAAAAGUCCUCCUCCGGAACGCCGCCGGCUGCGUCGGUGGCCGGGCCAAGGAGGGGUACGGCGACACCGAUGGCGCCCCGUUCCCGGCUGAUGAUGCCCAGUCGUGCUGCUUCGAGGAGGAGGCGGCGGCAAGGGGGAUCUUCGGCGGCGGCAGAGAGGAGCUCCGGUGGCGGAGACCGUGCAAGGUGUGCGGGGUAAAGGAGGCAACUUUUGUGCUGCUCCCCUGCCGGCAUCUUUGCUUGUGUAAGGACUGCGAAUCGAUGGUUGAUACGUGCCCAAUCUGCCAAUCCUCCAAGAAUGCUUGUUUCCAAAUUUAUCUCUCCUGAGGGCGUCCUUAAUUCGGUUUUCUUUUUUAGAAUUUUGGAGGGCACUUGGUGCUCUGUCGGACAAUUGUUAAACUGGUGGGAAAAAGAAAAAAAAAAGGUAUGAUCUACUAAA